Messenger RNA from Wyeomyia smithii (pitcher-plant mosquito), 3439 nucleotides. RefSeq names its product fatty acyl-CoA reductase wat. The record is from RefSeq and is a predicted model, not a curated record. Gene Ontology annotation, molecular function: alcohol-forming very long-chain fatty acyl-CoA reductase (NADP+) activity. Lineage: Eukaryota; Metazoa; Arthropoda; Insecta; Diptera; Culicidae. Gene Ontology annotation, biological process: long-chain fatty-acyl-CoA metabolic process. Bases 973 to 2649 code for a protein of 558 amino acids. Gene Ontology annotation, cellular component: peroxisome. The transcript has 10 exons.
GCCGAGCCGACCAGAUCGGAUCUCUUUCUGUUGACCCGUUCCGUCUCUGGGUAUUACCCUGUUUCACGUCCAACAACCCGUCGCCUCCUUCUCGGUAAACGAAGAAGCCGCGCGUAACACACAGCUGAAUCGGACUUCCGUUGUCGCAGUGCUUCACCGAGUGCCCCACGGACCGUACCAUAUCAUAUAAGAUCCGGUGCUACCCAUGUCAUUCUAGGCAGUCGGUAUCUAGCGGCGAGGCAAGCAAGCCACACCAGUUCGUGACAUAUCAAUUAGACUCUGUCUGUGGUCCUAACCAGUUGGUUCUCACGUGCGCGCAAUCUUUCCCUCCCCAAAUCAGAACGCGGCAGCCCCAGUGUUACCGUUUGGUGGACCAUAUCUAAACGGUUAUUCGACUGUGGUUUCGAAGAUUAAAGUGACAAGUGCAGUGAGGAAGAAGUGGUGGCACAGUGCGGGCCGAAAAACAAAAUACCAACCAAAUCAAUUCCAAAGCAAUUCGGAGCCUCUGCCUCUCAUCUCACCAGCAGCGGCUCAACGUACUUUCGUGCCGUGUUAGAGCUCUCUUCGGCGAUCGAGAUUUCACAACUUAGUGCAAUAAUAGUCGUGUGAAAUAUAAGAAUGAAAAAAUAAUAACCGUUAAUGUUACAACAAAAACUCACUAACGUUUAGUGAUGAAAUAAAAAAAAAUGUUAGACAACAGUCAAGUGUAAAAACCGUCGAAAAUUGCAGUCAGUGGGUCAGACAGGUGAACCGAAUCAGCUAACGCGUAACCACCAUCAAACAGGCAAAGCCAGUGUCAGCAGCGUUGCAGAAGACGUCUCGAAAGCCCAAAAUAUUGCUAGCCACUUAGUCGUGGAUCGUGUGUUUGACCUUUCCCGCACCGGUGUGGCAGUCAUCUAGUAGUGUACCGCGAAGUCCACGAAGUGAAAGAAAGAGAAUUUGCGAAAAAAUAAACACACGCUACGAUACGCAAUGACCGUAGCCACGUUCCAAGAUGUGCUGAAUCAGUCCGCUCCGCUGGAUGCAGCUGAACUGCGAACCAGCCAAGAUGGUUGCGGUGGAGGCGGUGGUGGUGGCGGCGGGGGCAGCAGUGCCCCGAUGAUCAUUCCCACCGUCGAGACCACCGACGCCAGUUCGGACCAAGUUGACCGGAAACUGACGGAAAUCCAACAGUUUUACGACCGGUGCAAUGUGUUCAUCACCGGCGGAACCGGGUUCCUGGGGAAAACUUUAAUCUACAAAUUGCUCACCAGCUGUCCGGGAGUUGAAAAUAUCUUCCUACUGAUACGAAGUAAACGAGGAAAGGACAUAUUCUCUCGAGUAGAAGAAAUUUUCGAAGAUGCCAUGUUUGACAAAAUGAAGCAAGCCUGCCCAAAGUAUGACCACAAAAUCAGAUCCAUCGCAGGGGACUGCAUGCUGCCCAACCUUGGUAUCAGCACGUCCGACCGGGAGCUCCUCACAGAAAAUGUAAAUAUCGUCUUUCAUCUGGCCGCUACGGUGCGAUUCGAUGAGAAAAUGAAAAUCGCUAUGCAGAUCAACGUCAAAGCCUGCCGGGACAUUCUGGACCUGUGCUACGAGAUGAAACAGCUCAAAUCCAUCAUCUACGUGUCCACCGCGUACACCCAGUGCCCGCAGAAGGUGGUCGAGGAGCGGUUCUACGACCCACCGAUCGACUCCAAGAAGAUGAUCAGCCUCACCGAUUGCGUCAGUGAUCCGAUGAUGGAAAACAUCACGCCAAUCUUGCUGGACAAGUGGCCAAAUACCUACACAUUCACAAAGGCAAUCGCUGAGGACGUUGUGCGACAGAACAGCCGGGGUAUGCCAAUCGGCAUGUUUCGACCGGGUAUCGUAAUAGCCACCUAUCAGGAACCGGUACCGGGAUGGAUUGAUAAUUUCUACGGACCUACCGGAGUAAUCGCUGGUGCCGGAACAGGAGUACUGCGAACCCUUCGAGCGGAUCCUUCGAAGGUAGCCAACAUGGUACCGGUUGAUCUAUGCGUCAACGGUAUCAUUUCUGCUGCCUGGGACAUUGCCGAACGGUUCCAAAAAGAAAUCAUGCCUGACCCGGAAAUACCAGUUUACAACUUCUGUACGGAAAAGUGCAAUUGCAUCACCUGGAAGGACUUCACGUAUACUACCAUCAAAUUCGGCUCAAUGUAUCCCACAAUGAAAUCUAUCUGGUAUCUGUGCUAUUACAAUAACCCUAACAGAUUCAUGCACUUCCUGGCGGUCCUUUUCCUGCAUUAUGCCCCAGCGAUAUUUUUCGACGUCAUUGCACUGUUUAUCGGACGAAAACCAAGGCUCAUGCGCACAUACAAGAAAAUUCACCGCUUUAUGGACGUGAUCGAGUACUUCUCCAUGCGCCAGUGGGACUUCAAAAUGGAAAAUAAAAAUUCACUGUGGCGGAAAUUGUCCCUAGCGGAUCAAAAGCUGUUCUUCUUUGACAUGCGUCAGAUCAACUGGGACUUCUUCCUGGAGCAGUACUUCUGCGGUAUACGACAGUACCUGAUGAAAGACCCGCUGGAAACCGUCCCAGAGGCGCUGGUCCGAUGGAAUCGUCUCUACUGGCUGCACCAGACUGUCAAGGUUAUUGUACUAUUAGUGGUAUACAAACUGCUCGCCACGGUUUGGGGCUUUAUCUUUAGCUAGACCAAGAACCCCGUUCCCGACUCACCAUGCUCUAGUUUCGAUUGCAAGAUCGUAACAUCAUGCAUUUCAUCGAAAACACACCACGAGAUCAUCCCAGCACCCCCAGCGCCACCGGAGUCAUUCGGAAGACCACUGCUUCGCGGAAUGGCCGAAGCCAUCAUAUCACAUGUCCCAGCAUCCCAGAGACAACGAUUCAAUGAUUCAUUCGAUAGCUUUACGGCCUUACUCUUGAAAGCAAGAUAUCGACUUUUCGACCUCUAAUAGAAUUUGAUCGAAACAGCGAGCCUAAGCUUUCAGUUAUAAGGAGCUUAGUACCUUCUUUCGAAUAAGUUUAUAAGCAUGAACGCAAAAAACUUGACACCAAGCGUGACGCUUCAUGUUGUGAAGAAAUAUUGUUCUUAUACUUGUACUGUGAAGGCAUUCAGUCUUUGUGUGAAGCUACGUUCGCUUUGUUAUUGUUUUAUAACAUUUGUUUUCCGUUUCCAAAUUGAGAACGAUAUUUUUGUUUGUGUCAUUCCACUAGGUUAGGUGAAAAUAAGUUUAGUAUUAAUAGGCUCAAAUAUUGACGAUUUGGAAAUAGGGACAGCUUCCUCGAAUAUCAAUAAACUCCGUGGUUUGUCUUCCAAAUCACGACGAAAUGCAGCUGCGCGCAUGGAGUUUAAAUGCGGCAGUCAAUAGUUCUUGAUGUUCGAAAUACAGAGCAAAGAAAUGAAUCGUUCCAGAUUUUUAACAACCGGUUUUUUGUAAUAAAUAAAAUUAAGUGAAUGGUUAAUAAAGUAUACUCAAACGA